Schistocerca americana (American grasshopper) is the source of this 3683-nucleotide messenger RNA. Its product is annotated as spaetzle-processing enzyme-like. Gene Ontology annotation, biological process: proteolysis. Lineage: Eukaryota; Metazoa; Arthropoda; Insecta; Orthoptera; Acrididae. The record is from RefSeq and is a predicted model, not a curated record. Gene Ontology annotation, molecular function: serine-type endopeptidase activity. The coding region runs from base 421 to 1419 and encodes 332 amino acids. The transcript has 8 exons.
CUAGCUUCGCUGUCGCUACUGCAGAACACGUCCGGCUGUGGGUACGCCUGCCAUUAGGUGCUGCCUUUAUAGCAAGCAGCGGAGACGGUUGCCCAGCGGCUCUGGAUUUAACGAGCACAGUGCGGCUUAUCUGCGUAGAGUUACACCACGGCGUGGCUCUUGGCAUUAUGCAGGCAGCCAGUGCCAGCCCAUCGCCGCUGAUCGCAGGAUACGACCAAGUGAUGGAAUAAUCGCCGCACUGGAUUGAUGUCUGGGAAGAAACAAUAAGAAAGGUCGUACAUUGUGUGGGCCGGGGAAUAAAAGGCGCCUAAUUUCAAGUCCAGCAAACGAGUCGCUUUCCAAGACCCGUGGCGGCUCAUUACUGGGGUGUGAACGGUGUAUGUGGCCAUUGGCGGACCUACGAUACUGACUUGGUAUGCGAUGGUGACGACGAUAAUUUCGCCAUACUUGCUGGUAACACUACUCAUCCUGAAAGCUGAUCCAGGAUGUGCCAUGGUGGCGAAGGAGGCGCGGGCGGCGCCGGCGAGCGAGCGCCCGCCGGACCCCGAGCAGCACCCGUCGUGGCGCCUGCUGGAGCACGCCCGCUGCGGCCUCAGCGCCGCCGAUCGCAUCAUCGGCGGCAAGAACGCCGCGCUCGGCGCCUACCCGUGGAUCGCUCGCAUCGGAUACAUCAGCACGCCCUCCCCGCUCGCCAGCAAAUACCAGUUACCGGGGACUCGCAGGAAGGCGGUGUUCCGGUGCGGGGCGGCGCUCAUCAGCAGCUACUACGUCGUGUCUGCGGCGCACUGCGUCGCCAACCUGCCGGGCGGGCUCGAGGUGGGCCUGAUCCGGCUGGGGGAACACAACACACGCACCGACCCCGACUGCGAGGACGGCGUGUGCGCUGAACCCGUGCAGGACUUCCGGCCGUCCGAGGUGCUGAUGCACGCCGACUACGACCAGUUACCCUUCAAGCACGACAUCUCCCUCAUACGCCUGGACAGGGCCGUCAGGUUCCACGAUUUUGUGAUGCCAAUAUGUAUGAUCCAUGGAAAACUGUUAACAAAGAACUACGUGGGAGAACCAACAGAAGUCGCUGGAUGGGGAGUUUUUGAUAUCGAGGACCCGCGGCCGAGCCCCAUCCUGCAGACGAUCACGCUGCGCGUCGUCUCGAACGCGGAGUGCGCGCCGCGCUUCGAGAUGUACGCGGAGGUGGGGCCGACGCAGAUGUGCGUGGGCGGCGUCGUGGGGCAGGACUCGUGCGGCGGCGACAGCGGCGGUCCGCUGAUGAAGGUCGAGGCGCUGGACGGCCCACCGCGCUACUACUUGCUCGGCGUCGUCUCGUUCGGCUCCAAGCGCUGCGGCGCCUCCACCAUGCCCGGCGUCUACACGCGCAUGGCCGACUACGUCCACUGGGUGCUGGAUAACAUGCACGAGUGAACGACUCCUCUCCCGGAACCCUUCUUCCUUCCACCAGCAGCGUCCGUUCUACCAGUCUACUAGGUCUCAUUCACCUUUAUGCUCUCCUCAGUUUAACUGUUCUCGUCGAGAUGUCUUCCAGUCCGUAUUCUCUCAUCAGAUGUUGUACUUUGACAAAACUCCAGUUGUAAUUAGUGAAACAUUAUUAUUAACAUACACCUAUGACAUAAAUUUACACAGCAGCAAAGAAAUUUUAAAGCUUAUUUUCCUUACCUAUUUCCUUGGGACAACAGUGAUCUUCCAACAAGUAUUGUUUUCACCAUCAGAUUUCCUUAAGUAAAUACCCAUAAAGCUGGUUUCAUUGGAUUCGACUGUCCAAUCCAAAUAUUUCAAGCCUGGUGGCAGUCACCACCUUUGGGGUAAAAUGAAAUUUUUGGAGCGGUAAGAACCACAUAGUUCAACUCUGUUUGGUUCAGGAAACUAAACUACUCUUAAAAUAUCAUUACGAUUACUACUAUUUCGUAAAUCUGUAAAGCCGAUUGCAUAAGUUAUCAAUAAUUACAUUUUUUUUUCAAAUACUGUGCCACAAUGUGGUGCAGUUUACAAAAGAAUGUUUGAAUGACGUCUUCCUUCUUUCUGACAUAGUUCACCCAGUGGACACAUACUUUGUUCUUUGUACUAUGCACCUAUGGUAGUAAAACUGAAACAUACUGAAACGUCUCUAUUAGAUUCGUUUCAUAUUAUUUAAGGUGCAUUUUGUUCUGUGCACACAAACAAGUGUGUGAUUUGCUUUGUACUUCCUGUUUGUCUCCAUUCAGUGGCAUAGAGCUACAUUAUAGUAUCGAUUUUUUCCAGUAUGCACCCAAUGCUAUGUAUGUUACCUACAUUUUGUACUUUAAAAUUCCUCUCUGUGUUCAUCCUCUGAAUGAAUAAAUGAUUGAGUCUGUAUGUUGAAUUUGUCUUUUAUGUGGUAGCUAUACAGCACUUGACUAUCUGCUGUGGUAGUAACAAUGUAUCCAACGUAGCUUUCUUAGGCCAGACAAAACGAUGGGUACCCUUUUUGUAGUCAUUUGACAGUAUUUGGUGAUGGAAAGGUCCCCUCGUCUCUUCCAGCUACCUGAGGGAAGUUUGUUACAGGGAGAGUGUGCUCUCAUCACUCUGGACUGAACCUCUGAUGAGUGAAAAUGGUUGUCUCAAGAGAGACUUGACACUGGUCAUUGUGCUAAUGUGUUGCUAUUCUAAUUGAUGUACAUGUGUGAUUUGCUAGAUCAGAUUCAGUAGUCGAUUUCUUAUAUUUUUAAUAGUUUCUUCACCAGUAUAUGUUGUGCGAGUAAUUAGUUUUUCCAAUCCUUGCUUGGUAUAACCAGAACACAUGGUGUAGGAAGUUCGUUACUCCAGUGUAGAUUUAAAGUUCAGUUAUCUGAUUUUUCUUUUAAUUGAAUUGUAUGUGUGAACUCUUCUCAUGUGUAUGUGUUUUAUUUCUACUGGUUUUCAUUUACUUUCAGUUUUAAGUUUCUGUAGCUUUGUACAUGCUAUCUGGUGGUUAUUUCACUGUGUGCAUUUCAGUAUCAUCUUUUAUAAGUUUUAUUCUUAAUUCCGUGAAAUAUUUCACUGCUCUUUGUGUCUAUAUGGUUUAAACUUGUGUUCUUGAAGUGUUCAGGAGCCUUACUAAUUUUGCAUCGUUGUUGAAUAUUGACGGCAUCUGAAUAUGUUUCACGCCAGUGUACCUUAUUUUCAUGUCCAAGAUGAUGCAGAUAUAUUUAUUUUUCAGAAAGUGUUCUGUAGUAUUCAUAUUCACAAUAUUUGAAUCACAGUGAUAGGGAUGAACCUCUGAGCCUUUGACUUAUUGUGAUGGACAAAAUUCUUUUAUCUCUGUUUAAACUAUCAAUUUUAAAAAAAAAUGUAAAGAAAUAUGUGACGUUGCAUCUGUGACAGUAAUAGACUUCUGAUUGAGAACCAAAGGAAACAGAAAUUAUUUACUCUUCCUACAAAUCAUGACGAAAUCAGUUAUCAAGUAUCGGAUUGCAAGUUUUAACAUAUCCUCUAACAACCCCUAACAACUGUUCUGCAAUACUCCUGUACGCAAUGGACAGAUUACCAGGUUUUGCCGCUGCAACUGCAUGAUCAGCAACAUGCUAAAAAUAUUUCAAAAGCAAUACUGUGAUCCCUGCAGAGUGCAACACAUGCUCAUAAUAACUGCAACAACUACAGCCACAUUUUUUCUGUAGAGAAAUUGAAUGAUCAGAAGGGGUUUGGUCAACUAUCCUUACACAGUGUAAAAUAAA